UAGAACUGAAGGCAGUGGUCGCAGCCGCAACAGGUCGAGAAAAUGGGGUCCUUGGGUCGAAGGAGCAUGUCCACGGUGGCGAAAGCGGUGGCAGAAAUCACAGGCACCGGCAACACCAAGAUCCGCAAAUCUUCAAGUGAACUCUGCAACUUUCUCGGUAUCCCUCGCCACUCUCGUUCCGAAAUUGCCCUCAUUCUCUCCAAGUUCAUCAAACUCUACAAUUUCCGGAGUCCUGGUAUUAAGAAGGACAAGAUUUGGGAGCAGAAUUUGCAAUCGUUGUUGCGUGGAAGAAACAGUGUUGGUUUUCCUGAGAUUGCUAAGAUCCUGUCCUCGGAAUUCAGCCAGGGUGCCAUUAAUGUGAAGGACAGUAACAUGGAUUCUUCAAUGGAUAGUACAAAGGGGAAAGGUUCUCAAAAGAAAGGGAAGCCUUCUAAGAAAUAAAGAAUUCAUGUAUUAUGCUCAUCGAUGAAUGAAAAAGAAUGUUAGCUUCUCUAUUUACAGUUUGGCAGUGCUUGAUUUCUUUCUUCAAAUCUUCCGACCAUAACUUAGCAAUUCAAUGUAUGAACAAUUCGACGCAUGAACAGUAAUUAAAGAUGUUGAAGAAGUUCAGUGGUUGUAUUUUGAAUAGGUAUAGAUAUCAGUUUUCUUUUUCUUUUUCUAUGGUUGUGUCAUGUGGCAUAAACAUCAGUUUUCUUCUUGUAUUGUUUGUUAGCAUCUUUGUUUUCUUACCAUAUACUAUGUAUCAAAAUCCAGUCUAUUGUGAUUAAACUGGUCAGAUAAAUGAUAAUUUAAUUUGAUGAUAA
This is a messenger RNA of Vigna angularis (adzuki bean), 803 nucleotides long. RefSeq lists its product as uncharacterized. NCBI's taxonomy places the organism in Eukaryota, Viridiplantae, Streptophyta, Magnoliopsida, Fabales, Fabaceae. The record is from RefSeq and is a predicted model, not a curated record. The transcript is spliced from 3 exons. Bases 43 to 441 code for a protein of 132 amino acids.